This is a messenger RNA of Hirundo rustica (Barn swallow), 1228 nucleotides long. It is a transcript of the gene OPN5, whose product is annotated as opsin 5. Gene Ontology annotation, molecular function: G protein-coupled receptor activity. Lineage: Eukaryota; Metazoa; Chordata; Aves; Passeriformes; Hirundinidae. The coding region runs from base 128 to 1192 and encodes 354 amino acids. The record is from RefSeq and is a predicted model, not a curated record. Gene Ontology annotation, biological process: visual perception; G protein-coupled receptor signaling pathway. The transcript is spliced from 7 exons. Gene Ontology annotation, cellular component: membrane.
ACACCAAGAGCACUGUGGAUUUAUGCUUUUACAGCUCACUGUGGUCCAGACUUUGAAAUCAAAGCAGCUGUGGAGCUCUAGGGGGGAUGCUCUAUACAGAGUUCAUUGAUAAGGCACUUAACUGGACAUGAGUGGGAUGGCAUCAGAUCACAACAAUUCUUCCCAGGAAGAAUACAUCCCACACUAUCUCCAAAAGGAAGACCCCUUUGCAUCAAAGCUCUCUAGAGAAGCUGACAUUGUAGCUGGCUUUUACUUGACAAUAAUUGGGAUCCUUUCAACUCUGGGAAAUGGGUAUGUUAUUUUUAUGUCCUCAAAACGAAAAAAGAAGCUGAGACCUGCUGAGAUAAUGACUGUUAAUUUAGCAGUGUGUGAUCUGGGCAUUUCAGUUGUAGGCAAACCCUUCAGCAUCAUCUCCUUCUUUUCCCACCGCUGGAUGUUUGGGUGGAUAGGCUGCCGCUGGUAUGGAUGGGCUGGUUUCUUCUUUGGCUGUGGAAGUCUCAUCACCAUGACAGCUGUCAGCCUGGACAGGUACCUGAAAAUCUGCCACUUGUCUUAUGGUACCUGGCUUAAGAGGCAUCAUGCAUUUAUCUGCCUGGCAAUAAUCUGGACCUAUGCUACAUUCUGGGCCACAGUGCCUUUUGCUGGGGUGGGGAGCUAUGCCCCCGAGCCCUUUGGGACCUCCUGCACUCUGGACUGGUGGCUGGCACAGGCUUCAGUGGCUGGACAGGCUUUUGUUCUGAGCAUCCUUUUCUUCUGCCUCCUGUUCCCAACUGCAGUGAUUGUGUUUUCCUAUGUCAAAAUAAUUUUAAAAGUCAAAUCAUCCACCAAAGAAGUCGCUCACUACGAUACCAGGAUUCAGAACAGCCACAUACUUGAAAUGAAGCUGACCAAGGUGGCAAUGUUGAUCUGCGCAGGGUUCCUCAUUGCCUGGAUCCCUUACGCCGUAGUCUCGGUCUGGUCAGCCUUUGGACGGCCCGAUUCGGUCCCCAUCCAGUUCUCGGUGAUACCAACGCUGCUCGCAAAGUCAGCAGCCAUGUACAACCCCAUCAUUUACCAGGUCAUUGAUUGCAAGUUUGCCUGCUGCCGCUCAGGAGGGCUGAAGGCCAAGAGCUCUUCAAAGAAAUUAAGGACAUACACGAUAUCUGCACACAGGGACUCCACAGCGGUGAAUGAAACCCAGCUGGAAGCAUGAGGGCUCAUCACACAUACAGCAAAUGAAAACCUGGUG